This is a messenger RNA of Octopus bimaculoides (California two-spot octopus), 1945 nucleotides long. Its product is annotated as 2',5'-phosphodiesterase 12. Gene Ontology annotation, molecular function: 3'-5'-RNA exonuclease activity. Gene Ontology annotation, biological process: nuclear-transcribed mRNA catabolic process, deadenylation-dependent decay. The record is from RefSeq and is a predicted model, not a curated record. NCBI's taxonomy places the organism in Eukaryota, Metazoa, Mollusca, Cephalopoda, Octopoda, Octopodidae. Gene Ontology annotation, cellular component: mitochondrion.
GAACGAAAAAUUCCUGUUAUAAUUUAGCCCGCAGGCCAUGCAGCGUUGUUUGGUGUUGGGUGUUGGUCGUCGAUUGCUAAAUAAUCAAUUAUUUACUGCUAGAACCUGUAGUCAAUGUUGUGCUGUUACUGAGAAAUCUGCUGCCCUCUCACAUUAUAUCCAUAGACACCAAGUAACAAGAGUUUUGUGUGUUUUAAGCUGCAACAACAAUAUGUCCUUCAAUAAUUUGAACGUAACUUGUCUGCCGGAUGACGAAACACUUAAAAUAAGUUUUGAAUAUAGUCAUAAUAGGCUACCAGCGCGGAACUUUAACCUUCAAAGAAAUAAAAAUGAAUUACUUGGACAGUCUUUGUUGAGACUACGUGCUAAUAUGUCUCGAUUUCUGAACAAGUGCAAGAAGAAAAAAAAGGAUAGAAACGCAAUCGCCAAAGUGGAAGAUGAAGAUAUAUUACCAAUUUCUGUAUGGAGAGGUGAUGAUCAACUCGGUGACACAACACCAAAUGUUGAAGCUUGGACAGCCGGUUCCGAAUUACAUAUUGGUGAUAAAGUGUUCCACGUAUUAGUAAACGGUCCGGCAGUAAAUAAACUGAUAAUACCGUCCAGUAUGAUGGUUAAUUUUCCUGUUUACAUUCAAAUGGAUUGCGAGUUUACUGAUAUCACCCAAUGUACAGUGACAUGGUAUCGAGCAACGAAAAAAGAUUCUGAGAAUAGUGAUGGUGUAAGGGAAUGGCAAGAAAUGUCAUCGUCUACUGUAUAUAGUCCGACCAUGGCUGAUAUGGGUCAUCGAUUGAAAGUAAAGUGUGUCCCUCAAAAUAUUGAAAGGAAUCUGAUUGGAAAAGCAGUGACGGCAGAGUCUUCAUCAGUUGUAAAUGCUGGUCCUGGUUAUUGUCCAUUUGAAACAAGGCAUCAGUUUACAAAAGAAAAAACUGAGGAAUCAAGAAUACGAGUAGUAACCUAUAACAUCCUGGCGGACCUUUACUCGGAUUCAGACUUCAGUAGGGAACAACUGUAUCCCUAUUGUCCUGCCUAUGCUCUCAAUAUUGAUUACAGAACUCCACUCCUAUUAAAGGAAAUCACAGGUUACAAUGCUGAUCUUAUUUGUCUUCAAGAAGUGGACAAAAAAGUAUUUGAGCAUGAUUUGUUACCAGACCUGUCUUUGUCUGGUUUUGAAGGUCUUCUCUGUUUAAAAGCAGGUCAAGUGCCUGAGGGUAGUGCAACAUUCUUUAACAAAUCAAAGUUCAAAUUGGUUGAUAAACACGAUAUAGUCCUGUCUGAAAUUAUUGAGUCUGACAGCAGGUUUAAAGAUAUACUGAGUUUGUUAGAAUGUAAUGAACAAUUAAUGCACAAAGUUUUACAGAAACAAACUAUCCAACAGGUGUCAAUUUUGGAAUCACUGGAUAAGCCUGGUCAGUUGCUGUGUGUGGCCAACACCCAUCUUUAUUUCUAUCCAACUGCUGAUAACAUACGUCUGAUACAGAUAGCUGCUUGUAUGAAGCAUUUAGAACAUAUAAAAGAAAUGUACAAGAACAAGGGUCAGAAUAUAUCAUUAGUUUUCUGUGGUGAUUUCAACAGUGAUCCUGAGCGAGGAGUGAAUUUAUUCAUGACAACAGGAAGCAUAACAGCAGAUUUUAAAGAAUGGAAAUUAAAUGGAAGUACGGAUUCUAUUUUGGGAAUGAAUUUGAAUCACUUCUUUUCUCUGUCCAGUGGUUGUGGCUACCCGGUUUAUACGAAUUAUGUUGGUGGUUUCAACGCUACUUUGGACUACAUCUUUUAUGACAAUACAUGUUUUGAUGUGGCAGAAGUGGUUCCAUUACCUGAUGAUAGUGAAGUCGUACUGCAUACAGCAUUGCCCAGUGUUGUGUUCCCGUCAGAUCACAUUGCCCAAAUAUGUACUCUAAAGUGGAAGCAAUAAUGUUUUGAAACUUUAUAAAAAUUUCUGAAAGUA